AUGCACUUGCUGAAUGGGGUGCUCAGUGGCGUGUCACUUCCGUUCCGAGCCAACGAAAUCACAGGCCAUGACUGUGUCCCGCCACCGCAGACCCUGGGAGACACCACCGUGACGUUCGAUGCCCAUCUAUCAUACUCAGAGCAUCUUCGAGGAACUGCAGUGCGUGCCACACAGCGAAUUGGUUUCUUCCGGAAGGCCUGCCAUGUCCUGGACCCACCGGGCCGGGCCACAGCAUACCGGGGGUUCAUUCGGCCUCUAAUGGAGUACUGCCCACUUGUAUGGAUGGGAGCUGCGGCUACCCAUCUCUCACAGCUGGACCGAGUCCAGUAUCGUGCCCUCACCCCGAUUGGGACAGGGGCUGCAAUGGACACUCUGACCCUGCGGCGCCGUGUGGCCGGCCUCACAACUCUGUACAAGCUCCAUUACAUCACAAGCCCACCAGCUCUUGCAGCGACACGCCCAGCCAGAGCCAUCGCACCCGCCAUCGCGCCUGCCACACUUCGCCGCUCAGCAGCCAACCUUGCGCACGCGCUUCAACUCCAGACAGCCCUACCUGCCAGAUCGUGCAAUGUUGCGCUGCGCUCUUUCCCGGAGUGCCUCAUCGAAGCCUGGAAUGAACUGCCAACCUCUCUCCUCCGCGAUGCACCGUCUGCCAAAGGGAUGCAGCAGUUCAAGGUUCUGACCUACCGCUACCUGAAACGGUCGGGUUGGUCAUUGGCCACGGACAUCGCCCCCUAG
This is a messenger RNA of Sycon ciliatum, 738 nucleotides long. RefSeq lists its product as uncharacterized. The record is from RefSeq and is a predicted model, not a curated record. NCBI's taxonomy places the organism in Eukaryota, Metazoa, Porifera, Calcarea, Leucosolenida, Sycettidae. The transcript has a single exon. The coding region runs from base 1 to 738 and encodes 245 amino acids.